CUAUAUGAAAGUAGUGGUCGCCAACAUCAAACUAGGCAGCUGAUAUCUUUAAACUCAAUUAAAAUUAUAGCCGAGUGUCCCACUUGUGGAAUGAAGUUGAAGCAAUUCAGGGACAGUCUUGUGAGACAAUUCGUUAUUGCAUGUGACCAGUGACACUUAAUGCAUGCUUUGAGGAUAUUUCCAGGCAGGGCUGUAGGCCUACAGCAGGCACACUGUUAAAUGCAUGGAUUAUGGAUUAAAUCAACUUAUACAGAUUGUGUUUCACAGACUGACCAUGCCUGGAGCAUGCUGUAAGACAGGCCCAACCCCUCUCCCUGUGGCUCCACCCCAGAGGUUCUAUACAACACCCUGGUACGUCCUGGACAGAAGCAUGUGAUGGAAGGAGUACAUACGGACCAUGUCAGGAGACACUUGUGUUCCUAUUAAGGGUUUUAAAUUCAAAGUUUCUGUGAUACAUUAAGGAUAUACUGUUAAUCAUGGCCCUGAUUAUGGACACGAGUGAGAUCCCCUGUGAUCCCUCCAUGGUGGACGAGAAUGGUAACGGUCUUCCAUGGGGACUUACAGACCAUAAUGGGCUGGUUGAUGUGCUCAAGAAAAGAUGUGAGAAGGUACUGGUGAUCGACAGUCGGUCUUUCCUGGAGUUCAACACCAGCCACAUCCAACAGAGUGUAAAUGUAUGCUGCUCCAAGCUGGUCAAGCGGCGUCUUCAGCAGGACAUGGUACACGUGAGAGACCUGCUGGCACAGACAUGUCAUGUGGAUAUUGACGAGAGUUGGAAUGUCAUCGUGUACGAUCAGUGCACGGAGGACCCCUCCCUCUUCACUGAGGACAACUUCGUCUACGUCCUGUUACGCAAAUUGGCACUUGUCUACAACUCUGUCACUUUCCUCAAAGGAGGGUUCCUGGCAUUCCACGCUAUGCACCCCUCUCUGUGCGAGAGCAAGUCCAGCUGCAGUUACAAGUGUGCCCCCCUCACCUCGCUGUCCCAGCCCUGUCUCCCUGUAACCAACAUCGGACCAACACGUAUCCUGCCCUUCCUCUACCUGGGCUCACAGCGAGAUGCUCUCUCUCAGGAAACAGUUCAGGUAAACGGGAUUAACUACAUCCUCAACUUGAGUACCAACUGUGGACAGCCGCCAUUUGUCCAAGAUGGCCACUUCCUUCGCAUUCCAGUCAAUGACAAUUAUAGUGAGAAGCUGCUGCCAUAUUUCUACCAAGCAUUCCAGUUCAUUGACAAGGUGCGCGAGGCAAAUGGCUGUGUCUUGGUGCACUGCCUGGCAGGAAUCUCCCGUUCACCCACACUUGCUAUUGCCUACAUCAUGGAUCACAUGAAGAUGUCUUCCGACGACGCCUACAGGUAUGUCAAGGACAAGCGACCAACCAUAUCACCAAACUUCAACUUCCUUGGGCAACUUUUAGACUUUGAAAAGCAGUUGCGACAAGGAUUGUGUGAAAGUGGCAAGAAAUCCCCUGAUGGUGCAGCUAAGACUUACGAACAUCGACCAACUCCCUUUGUGAUGGAUUUGCAGUUGUGUAGUCCAUCUUCUCCCGUAACAAAGUCUUUCAACAGGAACCCGAUUCAUUUUGAAACUGGUUUUCCUUGUGGAGAAACAACUGUGAAAAUUGCAGCUUCAUUGACACAGACAGCAGCAGCGGCGGCAGCAGCAGCAGCAGCAACAGAGGAGGCAGCACAACCAGAGAUGGAGGACCAAAGUGGACCAUGUGCACAAAGUGGUGUUGAGAGUGUGUCCAUCUGUGCUAGCUCAGACAAUCAGACAGAGGAUCCCUGUCUCAUUCUUCCUCUCACCUCCGACAUCUCCUCCUCAUGUGAACUCACGGACACCGUCACACUCAGAAAGAAGUGCGCUCAUCCUCAGUCGUUAUCUCUGGGUGUUCAACAGCAAGAAUCAAUGCAAGUAGAUUCGAGUCCAAGUGAUAGGACAUUUGUGAAGGAUCAUAUGACCCUCGAGACUAAGACAAUUCGUUCCACAAGAAGGACAUUCUCACUCAAUCUCAGCCCAGUGACAAUGAGUCCAAUUUUUCCAUCAGCUAGUUCACCUCAGUCUCGACCAGUUUCAAUGGAUAGCUUUAAGAUACAAUCUCCAUUGAAAAGGACAUCCACGCCAAGUCGGCCUACAUCUCUCGAAGGGUUAUCUUUGCCUUCAUCUGAGAACAAUACACCAUCAACACCAAGCAAGCCAUUCUCAUUGCUUGGACUGCUUCCUUCUGAAAGCAACAUGCCAUUAUCAAAAUCCAAACAUUUGAGGUUGCCAGGAGCAAGCUCUAGCUCAGGACUUCCCUUCAGUCUUCAGUCACCAACGACAGCCAUGGCCAAACUUAACUUCAGUCCAACUCUUGCGGAGCAGAUGGAAACUGUCACUGUGGAGAAUGAGUCCCAGGUUCACAACUUUCCAGCUACCUCACUUGACAAACUCAGCUUCACUCCAUGCCUGGCUAGCGACGAAAGCCCAGGCAAACAUAAAGGGGCAGUAGCCACAAAGCGACCAAUCAGCACAGCUUCAACCGAUUCUAAAUCCUCGGAGCCAAUAUCACCUAUGUCCAUCAGUAGUGUUAGCUCAAGCAGCAGUGCAUCUGUGCCGUCGCCUGUCACCAACAAAGUUGUGUUACGCUCCAAGAAGCCAUCUUCUCGGAGUUCCCCCAGUUCAAGUACCUCUCCAGUGUCGGAGACCAAAUCUCUAGAACCUUCCUCACCCAUGUCCAUAAGUAGUAGUUCUUCUGGAUCUAGUGUCACAUCACCAACGGCAACGACCUCCAAGGUCAUCUUACGAUCUCGUGAGAACAAGGCAAAGCGACCAAUGGUACGCCCCAACAGUAUUGCCUUCUCUACUUAUCCUACCUUCGACCUUGGCUCUGACUGUCAAGACUCGCCGACUUCCGGCAGUGCGUCUCAGGAUGACACGUCAGAGGCUUACAUGUUACAGAACAGUAAGAAAUCAAAACAGGAGGAUUCAGAAAGUGACUCUUUAUCAGAGAAGAAAUUCAGGUGGGGCAAAUACUCUGAAAGAGAAGUGUAUAAACAAAUCACUGCUGCAAUGAAUAGUGCUAUGUUACGGACCAGAGUGUACGAAGCAUCUCGGAAAGCUCGCAGCUUGGACGAUAUUUUAAGUUCCGAGGAAGGAAAUGCUAGUAGUGACUGUGAUUGCACAAUGUUCGGGAAGAUUCCACGACGCUGCGGCCCAGGCGACAGGUUUACAUCCCCAUCCUCAUUCUUCGAUCACCUUCCGUGUCGGUGUCGUGGGUCAUCCGACCCGUAUCAGUCUAAUAGCAGCAUAUCCUCGAGCGGCAGUCACAGCUCACUGCAUGGGAGUCUGGAGAUCAUUCAGCUCUCCAACUUGGCUCCCACUAGAAAUCCUCAAAGCAGAAAAAGACUUGUAAGCAUCAAAACAUUAUUUUUGUCAGUGUUGUCUUUACCUUGAGUUAGUGGGGUUUCAUCAGAUGUUUGUCAUUUGGAAAUUUACUGACACAAUAUUUCACAGUAUCUGUCUUACCUGUGUCAUUCAUCUGUUAUGUCACAUUUGGACAUCAAAUUAAAGAAAUCAUGUUAGAACUUUUUUCAACUACUGAUACAUUUAACAAUGAAAACAAUAAUAUCUCUCUCACAGGAAUUGGUCAUGGUGUAUUUAAUUACGGUAGUUAUUACCUGUAAAGUUAAAUAUAAAACAGUGUUCGAAAUUUUGGUAGUCAGGGGUUCUUGACUUCUUGAAAUAAAGGGACCCAACGAUUUAUUUUCUGUGAUUAGGAUUGUGAAAUAAAGACCCCUGGACCUUGAUGCCUGAUUUCGAACACUAUGAAGAAAAAGUAUGUUUUGUUUUGACAACCA
This is a messenger RNA of Haliotis rubra (blacklip abalone), 3841 nucleotides long. Its product is annotated as dual specificity protein phosphatase 16-like. Gene Ontology annotation, biological process: protein dephosphorylation; negative regulation of MAPK cascade. Gene Ontology annotation, molecular function: MAP kinase tyrosine/serine/threonine phosphatase activity; protein tyrosine/threonine phosphatase activity. The transcript is spliced from 9 exons. Lineage: Eukaryota; Metazoa; Mollusca; Gastropoda; Lepetellida; Haliotidae. Gene Ontology annotation, cellular component: cytoplasm. The coding region runs from base 477 to 3437 and encodes 986 amino acids. The record is from RefSeq and is a predicted model, not a curated record.